UUUGCCUGUGUGUGUGGUUUUUUUUCCCCUGUUAGGUCUGACCCAGCUCAGCAACCUGCUCCCGGGGCCCCCGAGGGGGGAGCCCCUGGUGGAGGCCCCCCCGGGCCACCCCCCAAUCUGAGCAGUAACCGCCGGCUGCAGCAGACGCAGGCCCAAGUGGAGGAGGUGGUUGAUAUAAUGCGUGUAAAUGUAGACAAGGUGCUGGAACGAGACCAGAAACUGUCAGAGCUAGAUGAUCGGGCAGAUGCACUUCAGGCUGGUGCCUCACAGUUUGAAAGUAGUGCGGCAAAACUCAAAAGGAAGUACUGGUGGAAGAACUGCAAGAUGAUGAUCAUGAUGGGAGUGAUUUGUGCCAUUGUGGUGGUGGUGAUUGUAAUCUACUUUUUUACUUGAAUGUAGCUCCUUCAGUCUGCAGCCUACUGUCCCCUGUCACCUUGCCUGUCUCUUCUUGCCCCUGAAUCUUUCCUUCCCUCCCCUUCCACCUAGCUUCUUCAUUGAUUUCUUUAUUGGUUUUAAUUUGUCUUCUGUAUAGGACUCUGAAGCGCUCUAUUGAACAUGGUUAGACUCUUCAACAGCUGCUGCAGCUUUAGGGAUGGUCAUCUGGGUUUAGAGGAAAGGGAAGGAGAGGAGGAGUGGGUAGCUAACGCUCCUGCUCUUCUGCAGGGAAUUUUUGUGGCUUGUUUUUUGGAUGUCAGCUUGUCAAAUAGUGCCUGUGCGGACUCUAGCAAAAUAAGAAUGCCUUAAUGCGGUGCCUUUGGGGAUGAAGGACUUCAGCAUGUGAGAUUCUUUAGUAUUCUGCCUAAAAAGAGUGGCAGCAUGACUUAAGCUUUUCAUUGAGCUUCUGAAAUAAAGGCUAGCUUGUGGUGGUCAGUGGCUGCGAGCCAUCUGACUGAGCUAGGUAUAGUCAUCUAGAUUUCUCUAGCCAUGGAGAGACGAGCACUUAAAGAAACAACUUAUUCUGCCUGUCCUUAUUUUCAGAUAACUUGCUGUCUGAACAUGGCCAUUUCAGUUGUUAUAAAGGAGAACCUACAUGAUUACCUCAGUCAAGUGCAACAGACUAAGGAGUUUUGUAACUAUCUAGAAGGCACAUGUGGGAGUAAAAUCUCCUACCGGAAUGAACAAAAGAACAACAGUAAGGAGUCUGGAGGGGGGGAGGUGUCAAAUGUUCCUUACAUCUAUGCAGACACAAGCCAGGACCCUGUGGCUUUCUACCAGCUUGUAGCUUUCUGGAAGACGUUGGGGUAGUGGUAGAGUGGGAAUGUUCUGCUUUUGUGUUACUGGGUUGAAUGUCAAAGGAAGCCCACUAUGUAGCAGAUGGAGGUGAAGGUGGCUGGAGGUAUUCCAGAUGAGACUGAAUAAUUCACAUAGCUUUCUGAUUAUGAAUACCUGUUCUGUUUCUGCUACUACAAAGUCCUAGCAUGCAGCAGGAAUUAAAAAAUACUUGGAAUGGUUAGCUAGGGAUUCAAAGGGAAAUGGUGCUCUGGGCAUGGGUAUUGCAGAGUGACAUCAGAUGUCCCAGUUUGGCAGCUUAGAUCUCUAGAGAUCUUGCCUAUCAAACUGAAAUCUUCUGACUUGCUAUGGGUUUUCUUGAAUUUAGAUCCAAAAUGGUCUCUGCUGGAAGUAAACUUGCAGCAUGGAAUGCUGUGGCUUUCUGUAAGCAAUCCCCUUGUUCUCCUCCUUCAAAAAUAACAAGAGCUGUGAGUUGCUUGAGUGUGUUGUCAAACCUGGGGUUAAAUGAGCUGCUCUGUUCCUCAGUUUCUGCAGAGUCUUCUGAGGAAAGUGCAUCUUGUCUUUUCUUACAAGCUGAGCUGUAGCCUGUAAUCUAGACUGGAAAGAAGGCACUUCUUUAAUUUAGGAAGCUCUACCUCGGUUCUAGGAUACACUGUGAUCUGUCUAAGCUAUAGAGGAUGUGAGGUGGCAGGGGAAAACGUCACUGGAGUUCCCAGGUGGGAGUGAAGUACAAAAGCUGGGAGGAGCAGAAGCUUGUUUCAUGGAAUGUGCCAGGGAAGCCCCUUUCCUCCUCACAGGGCAUCUGGGAAGGGGCUAGGUUUUGCAUGCUCACUUCCAUGCCCCAGCAUUUCAUUUGCGCUGAGUUCAUCUCCCUGCAAUUCCAUCCCUCUCCACCUUGGGUGAGGGCAGAGAUGAAGAUCUGGAGUGAAGCAGCCCUCGUCCCCUGAGCACUUCCCUAAUUCCCUGUGGAACUGAGAUGUGAUGGACGGUCAGAAGUGCAUCUACUGAAGAGGAGCCAGGGCCUGCUUGUACUACUUACUGCUAUCAUUUUAGGGGGUGGGCAUACAAGCUUGAGGCCCCCAGACCAGCAAUUCUCUUGAACUCUUCUAAACAAGCCUUUGGUGCCCCAUUCCUCCUGUUCCUCUGGGGGCUGAGGUCCCCCUAGGCUGUCUCUUCCAUUUCUUUCUCUUAGAUGUUGUAUGUUGCCUCUUUUGUUCCCUUUCCUCUCCUUUGUGUCUCUAUGCAUGGGCAAGAAAAAUCACCAAGGCCCUCUGAGUAAAAGCAAGGGACUCUGCUGUCCACAGCAUUAUAGCCACUCACGCACGUGCAGUUUAUUUCCUUCCUCUAUAAACACAACUGUAAUCUCUGGCAUGUUAUAGUAACCAGCUCAUGUACUUUAAAUGGUCUCUAAGAAACACAAUUCACCACCUUA
This is a messenger RNA of Calidris pugnax (ruff), 2662 nucleotides long. RefSeq names its product vesicle associated membrane protein 1 (gene VAMP1). Gene Ontology annotation, molecular function: syntaxin binding; SNAP receptor activity. Gene Ontology annotation, cellular component: plasma membrane; SNARE complex. The record is from RefSeq and is a predicted model, not a curated record. Lineage: Eukaryota; Metazoa; Chordata; Aves; Charadriiformes; Scolopacidae. Gene Ontology annotation, biological process: vesicle fusion; SNARE complex assembly; vesicle-mediated transport. The annotation marks the transcript as partial. The transcript is spliced from 4 exons.